AUGGCAGAGGAGGGUUCUGGCUGCCCGGUGCCCCGCCUGCCCUGGGCGUCCAUCCAGAGGGUCGCUCUGGUGGGCGUUGUGGUAGUUGCGAUCUACUGUUUCCUGUGCACCCAGCGCCUCGCGCAGCAGCCGCAGCUCGAGUCACCUGGGCGGGACAUGGCUGAGCUCCAGCUGAACCACACAGGAUGGCGGCAGGACUGCAGGCUGCACUGGCUGGGAGGCCCAGCCCUGGGCCGCUCCUUCGUGCAAGGACCGGAGCUGGACAACGGGCAGCUGCGUGUCCAGCGCAGUGGCAUCUAUAGGCUGCACAUCCAAGUGACACUGGCCAACUGCUCGUCCUCCCUGGGGGCCACCAUGCCCCCCAGGGCCACCUUGACGGUGGGCAUCUGCUCCCCAGCAGCCCACAGCAUUAGCCUGCUGCGCCUCAACUUCCAUGAAGGCUGUGUGGUCACCUCCCAGCGCCUGACACCGUUGGCCCGAGGGGACACGCUCUGCACCAACCUCACUCUACCUCUGCUGCCAUCCCCAAACACUGAUGAGACCUUUUUUGGGGUUCAGUGGGUACACCCCUAA
This is a messenger RNA of Mirounga angustirostris (Northern elephant seal), 573 nucleotides long. It is a transcript of the gene CD70, whose product is annotated as CD70 molecule. Gene Ontology annotation, cellular component: plasma membrane; extracellular exosome. NCBI's taxonomy places the organism in Eukaryota, Metazoa, Chordata, Mammalia, Carnivora, Phocidae. Gene Ontology annotation, biological process: tumor necrosis factor-mediated signaling pathway; immune response. Gene Ontology annotation, molecular function: tumor necrosis factor receptor binding. The record is from RefSeq and is a predicted model, not a curated record. The coding region runs from base 1 to 573 and encodes 190 amino acids. The transcript is spliced from 3 exons.